Molecule: messenger RNA, 1945 nt
Organism: Raphanus sativus (radish)
Lineage: Eukaryota; Viridiplantae; Streptophyta; Magnoliopsida; Brassicales; Brassicaceae
Product: S-protein homolog 2-like
Exons: 3
Coding region: 1157-1675 (172 amino acids)
Source: RefSeq, a predicted model, not a curated record
AAACGGGAUGCAGUUUACCAACGACAAAAGAAUGGCACACUAACCAAGGCUAAGCUCUUCGUCAUCUCUUCCUCAUUGACCAUUUCUUUGCUCAAAUUCAAUCGCCAAAGCUCGAAACUCUACUGCUCGGAAUCGUCGAAAAAUGGAUCUCAUCCAAGUGAACAAGGAAUCAGGCGGGAUCGGAAUCAUCACGAUCAACCGUCCGAAAUCUCUCAAUUCUCUCACGAGAGCGAUGAUGGCGGAUCUCGCGCGCGCGUUCAAGGAGAUGGACGCCGACGAGUCGUCCAGGUCGUGAUUUUCACCGGAGCGGGUAAAAUCUUUCUGCUCCGGCGUCGAUUUGACCGCGGCGGAGUCGGUUUUCAAGGGAGACGUGAAGGAUCCGGAGACCGACCCGGUGAUUCAGAUGGAGCGGUUGAGAAAACCGAUCAUCGGAGCGAUUAACGGUUUCGCCAUCACCGCAGGGUUCGAGCUCGCCUUGGCCUGCGAUAUUUUGGUCGCAUCCAGAGGAGCUAAGUUCAUGGAUACUCACGCCAGGUUUGGGAUAUUCCCUUCGUGGGGUCUGUCUCAGAAGCUGUCGAGGAUCAUCGGAGCAAACAAAGCUCGUGAAGUUUCGUUAACGUCGAUGCCGUUGACAGCUGACGUGGCUGAGAAGUUAGGGUUUGUAAACCACGUGGUUGAAGAAGGGGAAGCUUUGAAGAAAGCUAAAGGAAUCGCGGAGGCUAUCAUCAAGAAUGAACAAGGCAUGGUUCUGCGGAUUAAAUCCGUCAUCAAUGAUGGACUCAAGCUUGAUCUUGGUCAUGCUCUUACACUCGAAAAGGAGCGAGCUCACGCGUACUACAGUGGGAUGACAAAGGAACAGUUCAAGAAGAUGCAGGAGUUCAUAGCUGGACGUGGUUCCAAGAAACCUUCUUCCAAGUUAUAGAUAAACAUCUGUUUAUCUUUUACAUAAUACUCUCUUGAAUAAUAAUAAAAUAUCUUUUGUUUGUUUUUGAAGUGUAACGCUCAUCAAAUUAAAGUAGCGUGAGAUUCCUGUCUCAGUUGAAGACAUGUGUAUAACUGGAAAGAUGGAAUCUGUACUCUUUAAAUAAAUCUGGUAGAAAUAAUCGUCAGAGUGUUGUGUUAGCUAAACCUAAAACACUAUCUCCUAUACUGAAAGAUGGAUAAUCCAAAACAGUACCGAUCACUCUUCAUAUUGAUUAUCUUCAUUUCUACAAAUAUGUCACAUGCUGACCCCAAAUAUAGCGUUCCAGUUCCAAACGGUCCAUCAACAACAGGAUCUGUAUUUCUUCCUUUCGGAAAAAUAACUGUAGAGAUCAUCAACGAUAUUGGUAACACACUAACGCUGAAGUAUCACUGUAAAUCGAAAGAUGAUGACUUUGGUAAACGCAGUUUGCAACCGGGUAAGUCGUGGUCGUUUAAAUUUCGGCGUCAGUUCUUCGGAAGGACAUUGUUUUCCUGUAGUUUUGCCUUGCCAAAUGGAAUGUAUUCGUUCAACAUAUAUGAAGACCACCGAGAGAGCGCCGGCGAUGACUGGUGCCAAAAGUGUGUGUGGAAGAUAAGACAAACCGGACCUUGUAGGUUUAAUGAUGUAACUAAACAGUUUGAUCUCUGUUAUUCUUGGAACAAGUCCUUGUAUUCACCAAGAUUUAACCAAGAAGAAUUACAUAAUAUAUAACUUAUAUUAUUCCAUCUUAUAAUAGGUGUAUCAUCGUUCAUCAAAGAUACUAAUAAUAACAGUUGAUAGUGGUGGUUAUACAGAUACAUGAAUAUACAAGGACAUGUAAAACCCAGUAGUGUCCUAAUAAUCCUACUGAGGUGUUGUAUGAACAGCAGCAACGGUAGAUACCAUCGUGUCCACACCGCAGAUGUUCUGACUUCCCCUGCAGAUUUUGUAGUAACCCUUCUCUCCCCACAUGGAUCCCCAUGAAUUCUUAAUGAUCCAAUA